AUGCGCUCAUCUGUUCCCGCGGUAGUGGUAGAAACCGGCAAACGCUCUCUCCCUAAGCAGAGUGGUAUAUCAAAGACUGCUGCCGUUUCAGAGAGGAAGACGGAGUACGACCACUUCUUCUGGACUUACACAGAAGAACCACACCGAACACGACGCCAAGCUAUUAUAAAGGCUCAUCCCGAGGUGACAAAACUGUGUGGCCCUGAACCUCUUACGAAAUAUGUUGUUACCGGAGUCGUCGCUCUACAAAUCCUCUGCGCAUAUCUCUUAAGAGAUGUUGCCAUUAUAUCAUGGCCGUUCCUCCUCACAGCCUACAUUAUCGGCGCGACCGCAAACCAAAACUUGUUUCUCGCCAUUCAUGAAAUAUCGCAUAACUUGGCAUUCCGCUCUCCGUUGGCGAAUAGAACCUUCGCAGUAUUUGCAAACCUACCUAUUGGCAUCCCCUAUAGUGCCUCGUUCCGACCAUACCAUCUCACGCACCAUAAGUCCUUAGGGGUAGAAGGUCUUGAUACAGACUUGCCUACCGCCCUUGAGGCUUUUUUUCUCGACUCCGUCUUUGGCAAGGCCUUCUUCUGUACCUUCCAGAUCCUUUUCUACGCCAUCCGACCCAUGAUGGUGUACAAGUUGCCCAUCACGAAAAUACACCUCUUCAACGUUGCCAUACAGCUCGCCUUUGAUUUCGCCCUCAUUCAAUUUGCCGGUGGUCGUGCGUUGGCAUACUUGAUUAUGAGUUCGUUUUUGGCUGGGUCGUUACAUCCUUGUGCCGGACACUUCAUCGCGGAGCAUUAUGUCUUCGGAAGACAAGCUCCUGGAGCGAAGGAUCCCUCGACUAUGGUACCAGUGCCUGAAACCUACUCAUACUACGGACCACUCAAUCUGCUGACCUACAAUGUGGGUCUGCACAAUGAGCAUCAUGAUUUUCCCGCCAUCCCGUGGACUCGUCUUCCGGUCCUUAGGAAGAUCGCCGGAGAGUUCUACAACGAUCUGCCGUAUCACAAGAGUUGGGUGUACGUGUUGUGGCAAUUUGUUUGGGAUAAGGAGGUGGGAUUGUGGUGUCGAGUAAAGAGAGCCGAGGGAGGCAGAAAGGUCGGCGCAGAUUCAUGGAAAGAAGAGGAAUUAGGCGCAAAUGAAGCAAAAGGAGCGAUUCCAGGUGUGCGCUAA
Molecule: messenger RNA, 1161 nt
Organism: Pseudovirgaria hyperparasitica
Lineage: Eukaryota; Fungi; Ascomycota; Dothideomycetes; Acrospermales; Acrospermaceae
Product: sphingolipid delta4-desaturase
Exons: 3
Coding region: 1-1161 (386 amino acids)
Biological process (GO): ceramide biosynthetic process
Cellular component (GO): membrane
Molecular function (GO): sphingolipid delta-4 desaturase activity
Source: RefSeq, a predicted model, not a curated record